Messenger RNA from Synchytrium microbalum, 315 nucleotides. RefSeq lists its product as uncharacterized. The record is from RefSeq and is a predicted model, not a curated record. Gene Ontology annotation, cellular component: cytosol; nucleus. The transcript has 4 exons. Gene Ontology annotation, molecular function: 2 iron, 2 sulfur cluster binding. NCBI's taxonomy places the organism in Eukaryota, Fungi, Chytridiomycota, Chytridiomycetes, Synchytriales, Synchytriaceae. Gene Ontology annotation, biological process: intracellular iron ion homeostasis. Bases 1 to 315 code for a protein of 104 amino acids.
AUGUCAUCAAACUCUGGAAUCUCGUCUGAAGUGUUGACGCAAGCUAUCAAGGAAAAGCUUUCAGCUGAACAUGUAAUUGCUAAUCAACUCAUCUUGUCAUUACUCGAACAGGAGGUGACGGACACUUCAGGAGGUUGUGGUCAAUCAUUCGAAGCGAUCAUCGUGUCUUCACUGUUUGAAGGAAAGCCACUACUGGCUAGACACAGGCUAGUCAAUGAAGCAUGUGCUGAACAGAUUGCUCAGAUCCAUGCAUUUUCACAAAAAACCUUGACACCAGCUCAGUGGGUUGAAACUCAAAGCAAGUCAUCAUCAUAA